AUGUAGUAAAUUUUAACAUUGUUUAGCUGCGAUUAAAAGAUUACAACAAUAAAUUUGUUUUUAAUUUGUGAUGCUAUAAUCAAAUAUUUCCAAUGUAAAAUGUCAAUUUGAAACAUUGUUCACGUAAUUACUUGUGAUUAUUGAAAAAUGCGGUGUAAUUAUCGUUAAAAGAAAAUCAGUUGCGAGCAAAAUAGUAACAAGUUGGGAUGUUUUAAAAAAAGCUUGUUUCCUAAAAUCAUGAAGAAUUAUUAUUAUUUCCCGAUAAGAUACACCCAUAGUUGAUAUUCAAUAUGAAGAUAGUGUUUAACUGAGUGGGAAAAAAGUGUGCUAUAAGCUAGAGAAUGUUGAGAUUUUUAUCGAGACGUAGAGGCCGAGGCGUCGGUGGGCAAAAUACAUCUUCACAGAUUAAAAAUCAACGAUUGUUAAGCAAUAAGAAUAUAGUACAAUGUAGAGUUGUACUGUUAGAUGGAACUGAUUUACCUAUCGAGUUGUCGAAAAAAGCGUUGGCCAGUGAUUUGUAUGAGCAAGUGUUUUAUAGUUUAGAUUUAAUAGAAAAAGAUUAUUUUGGCCUACAAUAUACUGAUAGCAACAAUAUUCAGCAUUGGUUGGAUCCUACUAAACCUAUUAAAAAGCAGGUUAAAAUUGGACCUCCUUAUACUUUACGAUUGAAAGUUAAAUUUUAUUCAUCGGAACCGAACACACUUAGAGAGGAAUUAACUCGUUAUCAGUUUUUUCUUCAAUUAAAACACGAUGUUCUGGAAGGAAAACUUCACUGUCCUCAUCAAGUUGCUGUACAAUUGGCAGCAUUAGCUCUUCAGUCCGAAUUAGGUGAUUACGAUCCAACAAUGCACAGUGCAGUGACAGUUUCUGAAUUUCGUUUCGUUCCCGGACAAACCGAACAAAUGGAACUGGAAAUCCUGGAGGAAUAUGCGAAAUACAAAGGACUGAGUCCAGCACAAGCUGAAUCGACUUAUUUGAGUAAAGCGAAAUGGUUGGAUAUGUACGGUGUCGAUAUGCAUACGGUCUUGGGAAAGGACGCUUGUGAAUAUUCCCUUGGUUUGACACCAACUGGUAUUUUGGUCUUCGAGGGGAAUCAAAAAAUUGGAUUAUUCUUUUGGCCGAAAAUUGGACGAUUGGAUUUUAAGAAGAAAAAACUGACUUUGGUUGUAGUUGAAGAGGAUGACGAGGGUCGAGGCGAACAGGAACACACAUUCGUCUUUCGUUUGGCCAAUGAAAAAUCCUGUAAACACUUGUGGAAAUGUGCCGUUGAACAUCAUGCGUUCUUUAGACUUCGAGCUCCCGUUAAGGGUGCAAAUGGUCGACAAAAUUUCUUUCGCAUGGGCUCUCGUUUUCGCUACAGUGGAAAAACGGAAUUUCAAACAACACAAUUGAAUCGUGCACGUCGUACUGUGCAAUUUGAACGAAGACCGAGUCAACGUUACGCGAGAAGGCAGAGCCAUGUUUUGCGCGAGCGUCAGAGACAGCAGGAUUCUUCUCCGCCGCAACAACAGCAACAAUCGCCACCGCAGCAGCAACAACCACCAGCACAGCAACAACAGACAUCUUCAGGUGGUUCAGAAGAAGAGAGUAUUCAACGUCAGUCGAGUAGAAGUAGUACAAAAUCUUCAAACUCGAGUAUUCAAGGAACAUCUUCACCACUAGUUGAUUCACUAUUAAAGUCAUUGGCAAAGGAUCAGCAACCUUUGGAACCAAGGAAUCAAUCAACGAUUGCAACAACGCAGAAAGAGACUGAAACAAUGAAGACGAAUUUAACUAUUGAAAAUAUAAAUAAUCAACAAACACCAAUUGUGCCAAACAAUCAGGUUUGUGGUGCCUCUGCGUUGCCGCCCCGCACGCCAAUUCCACUCGAGUCACUCAAGUGCAAUAUACUCAAGGCAAAGUCUUUAGAACUUGGAAAAAAUUCCAAUUUAGUUUCAAUUUCAUCCACUGAAACAACGGCCACUCCGGAAAAAAUUCAACCCACCGAUGCUGCCACUAUUGUUGCAGUGGGUGGAGAUAAAUUGACAUUAUCAGUGAGUGGAACAGCACCGAGUCCAUCGAUCGACGAUACCGUUACCGUAACACAUUUCUCCCUCGAUAGUUGGGGUAAAAUAGAACAAAAAACAACACCCUAUAGUCCAAAAAUGUUGAAUCAAUCGCAAAAUCCAUUUACAAAUAAUCCAUUUAUUAAUAAUACAAGUAUUGAAGUUGCCGAUGGUGUUGUUGUUAAUGAAGAGAUGAAUAAUUUGGAUAAUAAAAAAGAGCCAAUCGAAGAAGUCAAAGCAAAUACUAAUCCAUUUAUAGAUUCAAAUCCAUUUUUGGGACUACUCAAUCCAUUUAAUGAUGUUGGUUUCUCGCAAACGCAAAAACCACCGAGCAGUCCCGUUGAACAAACGGCUGAGAUUAUUCUUGAAAAUAAUGACGCUGAAUUAGGUAACGCGAGAGUUGUUAAAACAGAAGAAAUUCAAACAACAACGACAACACUUACGCAUAAGGAUGAAAAUUCAGCACAGGACAUUAGUCCCUGGUUAGUUGCGGAUCCAUCGCAAUCGCCAACUUCCCAAAGUCCAACAAAGCACACUGUAAUCACAAGGAAAACAGUUAUUACAACACAAUUGUAAAUGGAUUACAAUUUACUUGUUAGAAACAUUUUUGUUGAGUUUCGUAUGCGCCUUUUUUUUGCAUUUAAACUGAUAGUGUACUUAAAAACGAAUUUUGCAUUUAAUUCAAAAGUCUUCAGUUAGAUAAAUAUUCAAGGUAAGAAAAUAAUUCUUUUAAUAGAAAAAAUGUUGAUAGAAAACAUGUGUGUAAUCACAGUGAUUUUUUUUUUUAAUUAACAAAAACAAAAGUCUGUCUUGAGAGAGCAUUUUUAGAUAACUGAUAAUUUUUUCCUGAAAGCUCUUGUCUUUUGAUAAACAACUUUUUUUACAUUUAUAAUUUAUAAUGAGAAGAAGAGAAAAAAUACGAAAAAACGAAAAGUGUGUAAAUUCUGUGAUCAUGAGAUUAUAAUGGUGGAUACUUUAUGAGGCAAUAUGCUCAUUUUAAAUCUUUUUCAAACUGCUUCAAGACUAUCGUACUCUCCACUAUAAGACUUAAUGCGCGUGCCUUAGAAACAUCGACUUAUUUUUAAACACAAUUCAACAGACUGUCUAAGUCAUUCCAAAAAAAGAAAAUUAUUUAGAAUUUUAAUUGUUCGAAUGUCUCUGCAUUUUUAUACAUACAAAAGAAGAAAGCAUUGAUUUCAAUUAAUUGAUAUUAACAGGAAAUCAAUUUUUAAGAGAAAAACCCUAUUUUUGAAUAUUUUAAAUAUUUUAGAAAAUUUAAAAGUUAAAAAAGCAAAUUA
Messenger RNA from Leptopilina heterotoma, 3343 nucleotides. It is a transcript of the gene yrt, whose product is annotated as band 4.1-like protein 5. NCBI's taxonomy places the organism in Eukaryota, Metazoa, Arthropoda, Insecta, Hymenoptera, Figitidae. The record is from RefSeq and is a predicted model, not a curated record. The coding region runs from base 342 to 2621 and encodes 759 amino acids. Gene Ontology annotation, cellular component: cytoskeleton. Gene Ontology annotation, molecular function: cytoskeletal protein binding. The transcript has 7 exons.